UGCAGCCCGAAUUUAAAACGUCAAAGUACAUUAUUUUGUAAACACCGUCCCAUAUUCAGUUUUCGCUGCGAAAUUUUCUCUUUUCCUUUAAUUUUUCUGUAAAAAGUGUAUUUUUCCAAUAGUUAGCGAAGUGCUACCGGUAAAGCAGCGCGCCCAUCAAAAUGCAACGCGAGGAGAAGCAAAUGGACAUGCUCCUGGAAGCCGUCCUCAACCGGCUCAACGACCUGAAGCACUCGAUCGGAGCAAUGAUUCACCGGCUCGAAACGGAAUACGAAACCAUUAACUGGCCAACAUUUUUGGACAACUUUGCGCUGAUUUCCGGACACCUGACGGGUUUAUCGAAGAUUCUUUCGUCGGAGAUCGGAACUCCCCUCCGGAACUUGACCGUUCUUCCGCUGCUACUGACCCCGGAGCGAGAUGAAGCCCUUCUCCAGCUGACCGAGGGUCGCAUCCCAAUUUUCUCGCACGAUUUGGUACCAGAUUACUUGCGUACGAAGCCGGACCCCGGAGCGGAAUCUCGGAUGGCAGCCCACGAAGCCAAGGCCAAUAAUCUGCAGCCGGAUACGGCCGCCAAACAGGUGGCCCAGUAUAACAAGGUAAUUUCCCAUGUGUGGGACAUCGUAAGCAAAGCGCGGGAGGAAUGGGACACGGAAGCGUCGUCGCGGCCGGGAAUUCAACAGACCAGUUCCCUAGCGGACACACAGGCUUUGGUGGCCGCCGUCGGAGUGGGCAACGGACUGACCAUGCCGGUUGGACCGGGAGGGGUGCCCAACGCUGGUAUAAUGAUUCCACCGGCCAUCCGCCAAGCGUCGCCGAUGAGUGCCGUUUCACCCGGAGCGGGACCACUUGGGAAGAUGCCCUCCGGGAUCAAAACCAACAUCAAAUCGGCCAAUCAAGUGCAUCCGUAUCGGUAAAUAAAACAAAUUUAAGUGUGUAAUGUAA
Messenger RNA from Aedes aegypti (yellow fever mosquito), 942 nucleotides. It is a transcript of the gene MED8, whose product is annotated as mediator of RNA polymerase II transcription subunit 8. Gene Ontology annotation, cellular component: mediator complex; core mediator complex. Gene Ontology annotation, biological process: regulation of transcription by RNA polymerase II. Gene Ontology annotation, molecular function: RNA polymerase II cis-regulatory region sequence-specific DNA binding; transcription coregulator activity. The record is from RefSeq and is a predicted model, not a curated record. The coding region runs from base 162 to 914 and encodes 250 amino acids. NCBI's taxonomy places the organism in Eukaryota, Metazoa, Arthropoda, Insecta, Diptera, Culicidae. The transcript has 2 exons.